CCCUUUCCCUUCUUAACACUUUAAUACAAACAAACCCCCCACAAUUUUUGGUCAGGCUGUGGACCGAAGAGAGAGAAGAAGGAGCGGGAAAAACAAACGAGGAGAGAGAGGAGGGAAGAGCGUAGGAAAUCAGUGACGAAAAUGAGGGAGAGGGGAAAAUCGGGGCAGCCAUCGGUGGACGAGAGGUACACCCAAUGGAAGUCUCUGGUUCCCGUCCUCUACGACUGGCUCGCCAACCACAACCUCGUCUGGCCUUCUCUCUCAUGCCGGUGGGGUCCACAACUAGAGCAGGCAACUUACAAGAAUCGCCAACGUCUCUAUCUGUCUGAACAGACUGAUGGUAGUGUUCCAAACACUCUUGUAUUGGCAAAUUGUGAAGUUGUAAAACCAAGGGUUGCUGCAGCAGAGCACAUAUCGCAGUUCAAUGAGGAGGCACGCUCUCCUUUUGUAAAGAAGUUUAAAACCAUUAUACAUCCUGGAGAGGUCAACAGAAUCAGGGAGCUGCCACAGAACAGUAAAAUUGUGGCCACACAUACUGACAGUCCUGAUGUUCUCAUUUGGGAUGUCGAGGCUCAGCCUAAUCGUCAUGCUGUACUUGGAGCUGCUGACUCUCGUCCAGAUUUGAUAUUAACUGGGCAUCAAGAUAAUGCAGAAUUUGCGCUUGCCAUGUGUCCAACAGAACCUUUUGUUCUAUCUGGAGGAAAAGAUAAAUCAGUUGUUUUAUGGAGUAUUCAUGAUCAUAUAACUGCUUCAGCGGCAGACACAAAAUCACCAGGUUCUGGGAGCUCAAGCAUUAAAAGUGCGUCAAAGGCUAGUGCUGCUACUGACAAAGCUACAGACAGUCCUUCUAUUGGACCACGUGGUAUCUAUCAAGGGCAUGAGGAUACUGUUGAAGAUGUGCAGUUCUGUCCUUCAAGUGCACAAGAAUUUUGUAGCGUAGGUGAUGAUUCUUGUCUUAUACUAUGGGAUGCACGAACUGGUACGAGUCCAGCUGUCAAGGUUGAGAAAGCUCAUAAUGCUGAUUUGCACUGUGUUGAUUGGAAUCCUCAUGAUGAAAACCUUAUUCUAACUGGGUCGGCUGAUAAUUCCGUUCGCAUGUUUGACCGGCGAAACCUGACUUCUGGUGGUGUUGGAUCGCCUAUCUAUAAAUUUGAAGGUCACAAAGCUGCUGUUCUUUGUGUGCAGUGGUCUCCGGACAAGUCAUCUGUCUUUGGCAGCUCUGCAGAGGAUGGUUUCUUAAACAUUUGGGAUUAUGAGAAGGUUGGUAAGAAGGACCGUGUUGGAGCAAGAAUGCCAAAUUCUCCACCAGGCUUAUUUUUCCAACACGCAGGACACAGGGAUAAAGUUGUUGAUUUUCAUUGGAAUGCAUCUGAUCCGUGGACAAUAGUUAGUGUAUCUGAUGAUUGUGAAAGUACUGGUGGAGGUGGGACACUACAGAUAUGGCGGAUGAGUGAUCUGAUUUACAGGCCAGAAGAAGAGGUCUUGGCUGAGCUCGAGAAGUUCAAAUCACACAUACUCAGUUGUUCAUCAAAAUCUUGAGAUGGUUGCUAAAAAACCUUGGGGCUGCAACGCAUUAACAUUGUUGGUCAAUGGGGAAGGCACCAUCUUUAUGGGAAACUCCUUGAUUUUCCUUCCUAAUAGAGAUGAUGGAAAUGCUCUAGUACUUUAGGUGUAUUUUGGUAACUGUUGUCUCUUAGGUACAACGAGUUUGGUUAUCGAUCAGUAUUUCGAUUUGGUUUACCAUCUAUAAUUAUUACAUGAUCUUUGUUCUAUUCUAAGAUUGCAUUAUACUCCCUUUAGAGUUUAUAGUUUAGACUAGUACAUGGAUUUGCAGUCUGGCUCUCGGUUUCUGAUAAAUGCUCUACAGUUGUCCGUAGGACAUGCUUGUAAGUUGUAGUUUUUGUUUGGAUUGCAUUCUUGAUUGCAGAUUAAGGGAGAAGUUUACCUGAUGA
Nelumbo nucifera (sacred lotus) is the source of this 1952-nucleotide messenger RNA. Its product is annotated as WD-40 repeat-containing protein MSI4-like. Gene Ontology annotation, molecular function: protein binding. The record is from RefSeq and is a predicted model, not a curated record. Lineage: Eukaryota; Viridiplantae; Streptophyta; Magnoliopsida; Proteales; Nelumbonaceae.